CGAGGUGAGAUAGCUGUGGCUUGUUCUGUCUCUCUGAUCUACCAACAUGGACCCCAGUAACUCUCCUAAGACGCUUGAAGGAUGGCCUCAGAUCUAGAACAGUUAUGCUCUUAUGUUAAUGAGAAGAUUGGCAAUAUCAAGAUUCUGUCGAUAAGAAGUCUUGGCCAAGCACCUGCCUUGAAGACCACCUUAAGUAAAAUAGGAGAUGAGAUCAUUACAGUAAAUGAACUCCUAAAUAAGUUUGAAUUGGAAAUUCUGUAUCAAGAACAAACCAACAAAUCACUUAAGGAGCUCUGUGCAUCUCUGGAAGACGAUUUUAAAGAUGUGGAGCAUCUCAAAGAACACAUUCCUUCCUAUUUGCCUCAAGUGACAGCGACCCAGAGCUUGGUUAACCAGUCAGAUCCGGAUCCUAAAGAACCAGUUGAAGCUGAGGAACCUGUACUGGCAAAGAAGCCUCCCAAAGAACAGAAAGUUAUUAAGGAAAUGCACUUUAUAACUACUGAUGAAUUCAAUGGUGUUCCUGCGUACAUGAAAUCCCGCUUAACAUAUUGUCAAAUUAAUGAUGUUAUUAAAGAAAUUAAUAAGGCAGUAGUUAGUAAAUACAAGAUUAUGCAUCAUCCAAAAGCAUCUAUGAAUUCUGCGAAGAGAAAUCUCUACCAAAGGUUUAUUAAUGAAGAAACAAAGGAUACAAAAGGUCGUUACUUCAUCGUGGAAGCUGACAUAAAGGAAUUCACGGCUUUGAAAGCUGACAAGAGGUUGUAUGUGAUCUUGAACAUCCUGCGGCAUUGCCAGAGACUGUCAGAGGUUCGAGGGGGAGGACUCACCCGAUAUGUCCUAACCUGAGGCUUUUGCAGGCUUGGGACUGACUGGCAGGACAUAGGGUGUAGAGGAUAGUCUUGAAAUUUCAUAUGUAACAUUUUUAGCUUCUGCAUUUCCUGGUCUUGUUCCCUACAGAAAUAAAACUUUGUUUGGAUAAAGCA
Molecule: messenger RNA, 980 nt
Organism: Peromyscus leucopus (white-footed mouse)
Lineage: Eukaryota; Metazoa; Chordata; Mammalia; Rodentia; Cricetidae
Gene: Ska1
Product: spindle and kinetochore associated complex subunit 1
Biological process (GO): cell division; mitotic cell cycle; chromosome segregation
Cellular component (GO): mitotic spindle; outer kinetochore; spindle microtubule
Molecular function (GO): microtubule binding
Source: RefSeq, a predicted model, not a curated record